AAACUUUGGACUUCCACACUUCAUAUUUCAAUGAGCUAAUACUCCAAUUUUACUGUCCGAACCGGCAGCCACUUUAAACGUUCGCACCAAACUAUAUUUCACCACUGUUUGCCUUUCAUUUUAACUAGUUACAAUGAGUAUGAUUGACAUCAAUGUUAUGGAACAGAAUCAUGCAGCAAGGCAUGUUGUUGUUAUGUUAUUCUUUGUAUAAAUUCUAAAAUGCAUUGUAAAUCGAUAAUAUUUGCUGUCGGAAAAUGUCGGUUACCAUGUUUAGCAGUGCAUUUGUGCAUUUAAUGGCCUGAUAAAUGUAUGAUAAUGUAAAUGUCCAUGUGAAAACAUGAUGAAAAAAUUAACGUUCUAGAUGAAUGAAAUGAUAUGUUCACCCACCGAUAGACAACAAAAACGCACGAAAAUCGAAACAUCUAUUUCGCCAAUGGAAUCGCCAAUGUGUUUCAACUAUUUCAACAGCUUGGAUCGAGAAAAAAAAGGAGCAAACAAACGUUUUGACACAAGCCACAAUUGAUCACACAACAAAUACACCGUACAUGCUCCGUGUCUAUACAUAGAUAUGAUAAAAACGUAAAUAUUAAUACAUUAUUAAAACAAAAUUGACCAUCAGCCAACUACAAGAUACAAGAGCCGAUAGGAUAUAUGAAUAUACUAUGAAACGUUUCGCUCUACUCUCUCCGCCGAGCCAUUCGAAUUGAAUCAUAGCCGAAAGAAAACGAUGGAUAAAAUUGAAGAGAAAAGACAUAAUGUCAAGUCCAUAUGAAACUGGAAUAGAUUUGUGACCAUAUCUGAAAAAAAGAGACGGUUUUCGAGCACUUGUACUCUUCAUACCAACGAUUUUCUUUUGUACAGUGACUAGUUUGUUUAUUCGUGUGAAAUUACUUGAAUUGAUGCACUGAUGAUUUGCUUCCUUCGAAAAGUUGUCUGAAAUUCGUUACUGACUUUGUUUGUCACAUGUUUUGAUUUAAAAUUAUCUACCAUGCCCAAUGCUUACCACAGUUUGGUUGCGUUGGCGUUUAGCUUGAAUAUCAAAAUUGACGCCGUCGACCACCAACAGUAAUAGAUUUUCCGCUUUUCGUCAAUGAGAGACAAAAACACCAACAUUUUACGAGCUUACUAAAUUAUGCAUAAACAAUUACGUUAUGAAUUUAUUCGUUGUUUUGUUCCUGGCUUUGUUUUAGUCAUUUGCAAUUGAAACUCGUUAGCCGUUUUGAAUGGAAAAUUAAACUGUCUCCAUCGAAAACUAAGAGAAGUCCCAUUGAAAAUGGCAUAGAUAAUUUUAUUGUUAUCGUGGUGUUUUUAAGACAAAAAGCCAUAUAUAAGUCAGAUACUAUGAUAGAUUCAAUUUAAUUCCAUAAAUGCCAUUUUUAUUACAUUCAAUCCGUGCAUGACCCAAACGAAAUUGGCGGAAAAUUCGAUUAUAAAGUGAAACUAGGACAAAUCAUCUUUUGAUUGCUUCAAUUGAUCGAAAAAUGUUUCAAAUGCUCAUUUAUUUUUUGUCCCUGUUAUUGUUGUUGUUGUUGUUGUUCAAAUGAAUUGCGUGUUGUUGUGGACUAUGCGUUGAUGGUUGUGUAUAGACAAUUUGGAGAAUGUUGAUGUAAGAGGAUGGAUGAUAUAUGAUGUUGACUGGUUUGGGGUUGUUUUUUUUUCUCACUGUAAACAACAUCAGUACGCAUGACCAUUUUAAAACUGUACGUCGUUGUAAGAGAGCGAAAAUGAGACAGAAGCACGAAUCCAUUUAAACACACACAGUAAUAUUGCGAGAGAGCGAGUUUUUCACUGGACAAACAAGAAAAAGAAAGAAAGACAAGAAAAAUUACAUUUGCUAAAGUGAUGACAGUAAAAUUAUAUGCAAAACUAUUUAUGAUCUGAGCUGAAAAAACUUAAAAUCGAGAAGAAUUUAAAUACGCAUAAAGGAUGACUUGCCCAUUUGCACGAGGUUCAAUUUCGAAUCCGCUUCGAAGACAAUCAUCGGUGGUCGUUGAACAGAAUUCCAACUGGGGUAUCGAAGAUGAUUUUGCUGAAAUUCCCGAUGCACUAACUCUAACUCAUUUGCAAGCAGCCAUACAAUUGUUGACCUCUCCAAUGAAUGAAGAUGUCAAUACAGCUGUAACAUCAUUGAUAUCAAAGUACCAAGGAAAAUGGCCAGGCCUAAGCCAAUUGAAAAUCGACGGUGUGAAUCAACCCAAUUACGACUAUUUAGCAGAUAUCCAGGAUAUUCUACUGAAAAUGGAUGAAUCAUCUGCAAGUGAAAUACUUGUGCUGCUUGGCGAAGAAUUGAUUGCCACCUGCUGUUCUGGUAUUGUGGAACGUGCAUUCCGCAGUCUUGGUGCUGAUUUGCAAGAGUUUUUGGGUGCAUUAGAGGGAGUGCACGAUGUUUUGAAAUUACAGGAAGAUGGUCAAACUGACACCGAUUUCAUUUGUGCCGAUGAGGGUGAAUUGAUUUUCACGUCAGAGCGUCCAGUCAUUGCAUGGUUGUUAUUGGGCUCAUUGAAAGCUCUGACUCGCAUUCUGUACGACAUCGAUGCGAGCAUUGUUAUCGAACCGAUUGAAGGUGAUACCAAGUGCUAUCGCUACUUGUUCACUUUGCCAGAGCAAGAUAAAGAUAAGCAAACCAUCACAAAAGUGGAAGAAGAUGUCAGCGUUCCGAUUUCUGGUCUAACGGCAACUGAUUUAAAAAUGAGCCCGGCAACAUUUUGCAAAGCCUUUCCCUGGCAUUUCAUCAUGAACGAAGACUUGGAAAUCGUUCAAAUGGGAAAAGGAUUUAGCAAAUUGUUCAAAAGUUCAUUGCCAACGCAUGGCAGACUCAUCACGACCUAUGUCAUAUUUAAACGGCCAACUAAUUUAACCAUCAAAUUCCGUGACAUCAUUCGUCGAUCCAAUACACCAUUUGUUCUUUCGCUUAAACCACUUCCAGGCGUUAAAUACGCAGCCGAGGGACUUGAAGUCAAAGGUCGAAUGGUAUUUUGCCCAGAAUCAAAUUCCAUACUUUUCAUUGGAUCGCCAUUCAUUGACGGACUCGAUGGAUUGACAUGCAACAAUCUUUUCAUCUCUGACAUUCCAUUGCACGACGCUACCAGAGAGGUGAUUUUAGUCGGUGAACAAACAAAAGCACAAGAUGGUCUUCGGCGUCGAAUGGAUAAGCUUAAGAAUUCCAUUGAAGAGGGUAACGCCGCCGUUGCCAAGGAAAGAAAGAAGAAUGUCAGCCUAUUAUAUCUCAUAUUCCCAGCGGAAAUUGCAGAGAGUUUGUGGCUUGGCUCGACCAUUGAUGCCAAAACCUAUCCAGAUGUAACGAUGCUAUUCAGCGACAUCGUUGGAUUUACGAGCAUUUGCUCGCGAGCCACUCCAUUUAUGGUUAUCAGCAUGUUGGAAGAGUUAUACAAAGAUUUUGACGAGGCCUGUGGCUACUUUGAUGUAUACAAAGUGGAAACAAUCGGCGAUGCAUAUUGUGUUGCGAGCGGUCUACAUCGUCCUGGCUCAUUUGAUGCACAUAAAGUCGCCUGGAUGGCUCUUCGUAUGAUGGAAGCAUGCGCCAAGCACAUCACUCACGAUGGCCAGCCAAUUCGGAUGCGUAUUGGAAUACACACUGGCACCGUUUUGGCUGGAGUUGUCGGCCGUAAGAUGCCGCGUUAUUGUUUGUUUGGACAUAAUGUGACCAUUGCAAACAAAUUUGAAUCGAACAGCAUUGAGCGUAAAAUCAACAUCAGCAACACAACAAAAGAAUGGCUCAUUAAACAUCCCGGCUAUGAAUUUGAGUUGACACCACGCGAUCCAAGUUGCUUACCAAAAGAAUAUACAAAUGCCGAGGGAACGUGUUACUUUUUGGACGGCUUCAAACAUUCAACAGUCACGGAUAACAAUGCUUCGCAAGGUGAUCACAUCGAAGCGGCCAUGCGACAAAUUAAUAUGGAGUAAAAUGUGAAGGAUUUCUUUUGAUUGUCUUUGAUGUUCUCUGUUACACUGUCUUCGUAUGAGAGUUCAGUGCAUGUAAGGAAAAAAAAAACUGAAACAAAAAAGUUAGCACUAGAUGUUUAAUACUUACUUGUGUGUCCCACACAAAAAACUAUCCAGAAUAAAGGAGAAAAAAAAACUUUAAAGUGAAAAAA
Molecule: messenger RNA, 4115 nt
Organism: Sitodiplosis mosellana (orange wheat blossom midge)
Lineage: Eukaryota; Metazoa; Arthropoda; Insecta; Diptera; Cecidomyiidae
Gene: Gycalpha99B
Product: head-specific guanylate cyclase
Exons: 9
Coding region: 1927-3924 (665 amino acids)
Biological process (GO): cGMP biosynthetic process; response to oxygen levels
Cellular component (GO): guanylate cyclase complex, soluble
Molecular function (GO): heme binding; guanylate cyclase activity
Source: RefSeq, a predicted model, not a curated record